This is a messenger RNA of Syzygium oleosum, 1314 nucleotides long. RefSeq names its product probable voltage-gated potassium channel subunit beta. The record is from RefSeq and is a predicted model, not a curated record. Lineage: Eukaryota; Viridiplantae; Streptophyta; Magnoliopsida; Myrtales; Myrtaceae. The coding region runs from base 79 to 1065 and encodes 328 amino acids. The transcript is spliced from 5 exons.
AUCGGAGCUCGCCGGAAGGAACCGCUCGCCCGCCGGAAGGAACCGCUCUGUCGGUGGGUCGGUCGCCGGGGGUUGAAGAUGCAGUAUAACAACUUGGGGCGGUCGGGGCUGAAGGUGAGCCAGUUCUCGUACGGGGCGUGGGUGAGCUUCGGGAACCAGCUGGACGUGAAGGAGGCCAAGUCGCUCCUCCAGUGCUGCCGCGACCACGGCGUCAACUUCUUCGACAACGCCGAGGUCUACGCCAACGGCCGCGCCGAGGAGAUCAUGGGCCAGGCCAUCCGGGAGCUCGGCUGGCGGCGAUCCGACAUCGUCGUCUCCACCAAGAUCUUCUGGGGCGGCCCCGGCCCCAACGACAAGGGCUUGUCCCGGAAGCACGUCGUCGAGGGCACCAAGGCCUCGCUCAAGAGGCUCGACAUGGACUACGUCGAUGUGAUCUAUAGCCACAGGCCUGAUUCUUCCACGCCUAUUGAAGAGACGGUUAGAGCAAUGAACUAUGUCAUUGACAAAGGGUGGGCCUUUUACUGGGGAACUAGCGAAUGGUCGGCACAGCAGAUUACUGAGGCUUGGGGGAUUGCACAGAGGUUGGAUAUGGUGGGGCCGAUUGUGGAGCAGCCAGAGUACAACUUAUUCUCUAGACAUAAGGUCGAGUCUGAAUAUCUACCCCUCUAUACCAACUAUGGCUUGGGUCUGACUACGUGGAGUCCACUUUCUUCUGGAGUGCUCACCGGGAAAUACAACAAGGGAACUAUACCUCCUGAUAGCCGCUUUGCUCUGGAAAACUAUAAAAAUCUUGCUAGUCGUUCCUUGGUUGAUGAUGUGCUGAGGAAGGUCAAUGGACUGAAACCAAUUGCGGAUGAACUUGGGGUGCCAUUAGCUCAGCUUGCUAUUGCGUGGUGUGCUGCAAAUCCUAACGUCUCAUCUGUUAUUACUGGUGCAACCAAGGAGUCCCAGAUUCAAGAGAACAUGAAGGCUAUUGAUGUCAUCCCCUUACUGACUCCUGCUGUGAUGGAAAAGAUCGAAGCCGUCGUUCAAAGCAAGCCAAAGCGCCCCGAUUCAUUUAGGUAGACAAUGGAUCUCCACCCGAUAUCUGCCUAUGUGCAGCCAACUCAAUUGUUUGGACAUUCUUAGUGCCGAUUCCUUCUCCAUAUGGAGCAUUUGUGUGUAGUUUUCUCUGGAGCAUUUGUUGGUAUGGUGUAUUUGGACCCGGGUUUGGUGUUCUUUUCAUUUGUGGGGAGCAUGAGGGAUUGGUUGGUGGUGGACAUGUUUCCAUCUCGUGGAAACAUGGAACUAAUGAACAUGUUGGGUUGUUGUAGA